GGAUCGAUCAUCGAUCAUCGGAGAAUUUCUGUCUUUCCGUAUAACGAGCCUUCUCGUCCGAGAGAGAAGCCGGACCGUCCUUUCGCUUGCACUUCGUCUCUCAGACAAUCUUUCGUCGAGCAACGGGAAUUUUAAAGAGUCGAAGCUCGAUUAAAAAAACUACGCGGAUGCAGAGGAUCCAACAGGAUGGAGGCUCGACGACAAACGUGGCAUGCCCUAACCGCUUUCCCGCGGUACCGGAAGAAAAAAUGGCCAUCGCCGCUUCGGAGAAUUAUCAGCUCAAGUGGCACAGCUACGGGGCGCAUCUGCACAGCUCCGUCGCGACUCUGCUCCACUCGGAAUCCUUCGCGGACGUUCUUCUGGCCACGUCCUGCGGACGGCACGUGGCGGCCCAUCGAUUCGUUCUCGCGGCCUGCUCGUCUUACCUCAGUCACAUUUUCCAGACGUGCCACUUCGGCGCAAACACCAAUGCUCCGAUAAUCGUGGUGUUGCCUACGGAGAUCGGAUACCGCACGCUAAAGAUCCUGAUACAGUACAUGUACAGUGGCGAGGCCACUGUGACGAACGAUCAGCUGGAGGGUGUGCUGAAGGCCGGCGAUAUCCUACGUGUGCGCGGACUGUGGCGGUCGAAUACCGGCAGCAGCAAAAAGGAGAAUAUACAGUCGAAUAAUCAGAAGAUCGAGCGCGACAAGCGGGAGACGUCGCAGCUGGCAGGGCAGAUACAGAAGAUCAAAUUGGUGCAACCGACCGCGGAGAAGACAAUUGAGAACGUGCAGCAGGCAGCCACGGCUUGCCAAAAUAAUACACAGCCCGCGAAGCCGGUUGAGAGGAAGAGCACUGAGAAGAUCGAGGACAAGACCAACGAAUCUGAGACCAAGAAAGUCUCUGAAGAGAAGAAUAACGAGCAGAGUAAGAACAAGGAGAAUCUCGAGACAAACGGCAAGAAGAAGAAGUCCGUUAGCAGCGACGUCGAGUCGAAUAAGUCAAAGAGCGAUGGUGGUGAAAACACCGAACUAAACCUGGAGCUGUUAGUGAAGGACGAGCCGAUCGAUUGGGAAGAAUCGAUCGAUCCGUCGGAAUCGCUUACGAUAGAUCAUGAGAUCGAUAUCAAACCAGAGAUCGUACACAGCGCGGACGAGGAUGGAGAUAUGGAGGAGGAGGAGUAUACCCCGCUGACGUGCGAUAUGUGUAGUCAAACGUUUAACAGGCCGUCGGAUUGGGUGAGGCAUAUAGAAUUCACGCACGCCGACAUGACUGAAAAUCGGAGGAAGAAACGAAAGGACGACAUAAACGACGACAGCAAGGAUUUCCCGCCUUUGAAGUGCGAUCUAUGCGGCAACAUGUAUUCCACACCGCAGGAAUGGGUACGUCACAUACAGACGGAACACACGGAGGAGCAGUUGGCCUUGAUGAACAACUCGGCGCCCCCCAAGCCAAAGAGGGUUCACAAUCACCAAAAGCUAUGCAACAUAUGUCAAAAGGAAUUCCCGAGUCACGCCUCGAUGGUCAUCCACCAAAGAACGCAUACCGGCGAAAAGCCUUUCCUUUGCUCCUACUGUAAAAAGGGCUUCAAUGUAAAGAGCAACCUGCUGAGGCAUUUAAGGACAUUGCAUGACAAAUACGUACAUCCUAGCUUAUACGGGAGUAACGGUAGCACGAACGCUUAAAGACCCUUCACAUUUCUUUCCCGACGAUACAUAUAUAUAUGUAUAUGUCGUUUUGCAUGGCGAUACAUAUACAUAUAUACGUAUUGUUUUGCAUAGCGUCUCAGUCGUGGAGAGACCAUACAGUAUCUUAUGUAUAUUCAAUAUUAUGACUUACGUAGACUGAAAUGCGUAUCUAUAACGUAUAAAUGCCAAAUCGGAGCACGACAUGACGGCGAACCGAGUCAGGAUCUGUGUGAAUCUCCACCGAGAGAAAGCAUAACUGAGCGCAUUUUAAAAAUUCACAAUGCAUAUUGGAGAGAAAUCUAUACAAACUAUUUUUUCUAAAGGGUAACUGUCGCAAUUCUUCAUAUAAUAAUCUUCUUUUUAAUAAUGUAUAAAAUAAUAGAACUCCUCUCUCUUUCUCUCUUGCAUCAAAUAACUUUCGAUUGAGUUGAAACAAGAAAGCAAUAUCAGGGUCUUAAUACCAAAGAGGCUGAUUAAUAUUGCCAAAAUGUCUCAUUUGAAAAUUUUAAACCUUCUUUUCUUCCCCUUAAUGUAGUGCACAUAUAUAAGAAAAAAGUUACUUGUUUAAAAAGAUUUUCGUUUAAGAACGAAGAGGACAAAUGAUGAAUGAUUUUACUAUUUAUAGAGAUCUGUCUGAGGAGUGCUUGCGUGUAAAAUAAUUCUAUAGUAUAUAAAUCAAUAUUUAAUGAUUAAUUAUUAAUUAACUUAAUUAUUUAGUAAUUAUAGGAUAAAUCCAAAUUAUGUAAGAUUUAACUGUAUACUAUUUCUAGGCUAUUCCAUCCAUGAUAGCCCUCUUAUUCCCUCAGCUCGUAAGUUAAUUAUGUAUUUUUAUAUUAAAGUAGCGUAUACACACAAACAUAUAAAAAAGUAAGAGACUUGCAUUAAGCAAAAAUUUGAAAUUUUGAUCUAGGCUAGGACUUAAGAAUAACAUAUAACAUUCAAAAUUUAUCAAAUUUUUUGAAAAUAUAUUGAGUUCUUCUUACAUAUAAAAAAAAAGAGAGAACAAUGCGAUAUUAUCAAAAUACUGUCACAGUCUCUGGAACAUUAAUAAUGUGAAUAUUGAUUAAGAGGAUGACACCAUUUUGCUAUACUAAUCAUUGUGUCACUCUACUAUAAAUUUUAGUGUCAAUUCUGCAUUGCGCUAGCACUGUGACGAGCCAAAUAACUUUUAAAUGUAAAAUUAAAAUAAUAUAUUACCUUAAAAGUA
Messenger RNA from Wasmannia auropunctata (little fire ant), 2877 nucleotides. Its product is annotated as zinc finger and BTB domain-containing protein 14. Gene Ontology annotation, molecular function: protein binding. Gene Ontology annotation, biological process: regulation of transcription by RNA polymerase II. Gene Ontology annotation, cellular component: nucleus. The record is from RefSeq and is a predicted model, not a curated record. The transcript is spliced from 6 exons. The coding region runs from base 168 to 1667 and encodes 499 amino acids. Lineage: Eukaryota; Metazoa; Arthropoda; Insecta; Hymenoptera; Formicidae.